AUGGUUCCAGUACCAAAUGCCGAUUUUAUCUACAACUACGCCUUGAAGCAUCCCAACGCAACUUCAUGGGGUCUCACUUUUAAUCAGCCUGCUGCAACUACUCCCAUAAAUAUCCAGUAUCAGCUAUGGUUUAAUGCCACCAAUUCAGCAAAUGGCAGUGACAUUUUUGGUCGCAACGUGCUUGCAUUUGUUCGUGGUUUAGACGAAGCCAUCAUUACGGUUUUGAAUGAUCCCACCGCGACGAUCACCACAAACAUUGAUGUGAACAUCAAAGACUGGCCACUGAUUCCUGCUGGCCAGCUUUCCGACUCCAUUGUUCAAUCAUUAGGCCCUGUGUUUUUCUUUUGCGCAGAAAUGAUCAUCUUUAUCAAUGUUUUGAAUCAAAUUGUUUCUGAAAAGGAACUCAAGCUUCGUCACAGCAUGGAGGUUAUGGGACUUCGACCUUCUGUAUAUUGGCUCAGCCAUCUGAUAUCCAACUCUGUGCUGGUAUUUAUCAAUGCUCUGUUUACCGGACUGUUUGGCUUAGCAUUUGGCUUCCAGGCGUUUAGGAAUACCAAUUUUGGUGUUAUUCUCAUUACGUUUUUUCUUUUUGGAGAGGCUAUGGUUAUGAUGGCAUUCUUUAUCACAACUCUUGUUCGAAAAACACGCGUUGCCAUUUUGAUUGGCAUCUUUAUUUUUGUGAUUGGACUGCUAUUCGAGUCGUUUGUCUUUUCGUCAGGAUACCUUGGAUACAUUUGGUGGUCGUCAAGCACUGUUGAUCCUGCUGGGUGGAAAUGUCUUAUGUUCAUUCCCUUUUUCAACUUUGGCCAUAUGUUUCUUGAUAUUGCCACACUUACCACGGGCAUGCUUGAUACGCUUACCAACACCUACAUUCCUGGCCCUGGAUUUCCAUGGGCUACACUAUACACUAGUGUGCCUAGAGACUCAUUGCCUACAUACGGAGAUGGCCUCCCUCCUGUCGUUCCGCAAACGAUUCAGGCUUGGUAUUUGAUGAUUAUGGAUUGCUUUUUUUACGGUAUUUUGCUUUGGUACUUUGAUAACGUGAUUCCCAACGAGUUUGGUGCCUGUCAAGUUCCAUGGUUCUUUUUGACGCUAGACUAUUGGGGGAUCGAGACCGCUUCAAAAAAAAGCAUCAACAGAGCCGAUUGGCAAGCCAAAAAUACAUCAGUGUACAGUCUUAUUCCUCCAGAAGGAGAUGAGGAUUCAGAUGUUCUUGCUGCUCGAGAUCGUGUUUUGGAUCCUAGUCACUUUCCCGAAUUGAAAAUUGUCAAUUUGCGCAAGGUUUAUCGAAACAAUAUUCUGUUUUCUUCAGAAAAAGACAAGGUUGCCGUUCGCAAUUCAUGUUUUGGUGUUGAAGAAGGGAAGUUAUUGGCCUUGCUUGGUCAAAACGGGGCUGGAAAAUCAACAACCAUCUCCAUGCUUUCGGGCUUGACUCCUGCCACAUCGGGUGAUGCCUUAAUCUAUAAUUUUUCUGUCCGAAACCAAAUCCAUCGUAUUCGCUCUAUUAUGGGCAUCUGUCCACAACACGACGUUCUCUUUGAUGACUUGACAGCCCGUGAGCACAUUCAUUUGUAUGCCGGUCUCAAGGGCGUUCCAUAUAAUGAGAUUGCGUUGCUCAUUGAGGAACGUUUACAGGCUGUGCGCCUUCUUACUGUUGCCGAUGUGCGUGCUGGGACUUAUUCUGGCGGCAUGAAACGACGCCUUUCACUUGUGAUUUCAACGAUUGGCGACCCCAAGGUGAUUUUCAUGGACGAACCAACUACUGGUAUGGAUCCAGUAAAUCGUCGUCAUGUGUGGACAUUUAUUGAAAAAUUCAAAAAAGGACGUGUGAUUAUUCUCACAACGCACUCGAUGGAGGAAGCUGAUGUUCUCGGUGACAAAAUUGCCAUCAUGUCCAAAGGCCGUUUGCGUGCCAUCAAUAACUCGAUUGCUCUCAAAACCAAAUUUGGCACUGGAUAUCGUAUUUCUGUUGUAGCAAAUCCGGUUGAAUUGGAGCAUGUCAAAGGAAUCAUUCAGCGUAUGGUUCCUGGUGCUGUCCUUGAAGAUGAUUCCGCCGGUGCUCUCAUUUACCAAUUCCCUGGAUCGUCUACUGGUUCGAUUCCUGAUUUUGUACAGUGGCUUGAGGAAAACAAAGAUGGUCUUGUCAAAUCUUGGGGAAUCAGCCAAUCUACACUUGAAGAAGUGUUUUUGAAGCUGAUUCGUGAAACCAACGAAAAGUUUCGCUGA
Batrachochytrium dendrobatidis JAM81 is the source of this 2226-nucleotide messenger RNA. RefSeq lists its product as uncharacterized. Gene Ontology annotation, cellular component: membrane; intracellular membrane-bounded organelle. Gene Ontology annotation, biological process: transmembrane transport; lipid transport. The transcript is spliced from 2 exons. Lineage: Eukaryota; Fungi; Chytridiomycota; Chytridiomycetes; Rhizophydiales. Gene Ontology annotation, molecular function: ATP binding; ATP hydrolysis activity; lipid carrier activity. The coding region runs from base 1 to 2226 and encodes 741 amino acids. The record is from RefSeq and is a predicted model, not a curated record.